Dama dama (fallow deer) is the source of this 3411-nucleotide messenger RNA. It is a transcript of the gene GPR37, whose product is annotated as G protein-coupled receptor 37. The record is from RefSeq and is a predicted model, not a curated record. Gene Ontology annotation, cellular component: plasma membrane; signaling receptor complex. Gene Ontology annotation, molecular function: prosaposin receptor activity; G protein-coupled peptide receptor activity. Gene Ontology annotation, biological process: positive regulation of MAPK cascade; adenylate cyclase-inhibiting G protein-coupled receptor signaling pathway. The transcript is spliced from 2 exons. Lineage: Eukaryota; Metazoa; Chordata; Mammalia; Artiodactyla; Cervidae. The coding region runs from base 1080 to 2927 and encodes 615 amino acids.
GUGAAAGCCGCUACAAAGGGCUUGAAUGAAACGUGUGUGGGUUUAGUGAGUCGUAAGCCACCAGGGGAUCCCGUCUCCCCACAAACCAGACUCUCUCGCAGGAGGCUGAGGAGGGGGAGGAGGCGAGGAGCGGAGCGCUGGAUUUCGCGGGAGCGCGCCGCGGCUGGAGCGGCGGGGAGAGGCCGGGCCACCUCCCCCCUUCCCAGCCAUGCACCGCCUCGCCCGCGGCGGUUCCAGGCACCACAGUCUCCGCCCGGGCUGCGCCCGCCGUCGCCGCAACGAGCUCCUGCGGCCACCGGCCCCGUCCACCGAGGAGCAGCGCCAGCCCUCCCCACCCCACCUCCACCGCCGAUUCCCUUCUCCGCGGGGACGCGCCGCCCAGCAGCCCGCGCCGCCCCCUGGUCAACUUUGAGCGAGAGGAGAAACAACUUUGGCAGUGGCCGCGGGUUUCCAAACCCUCGCCUCCAGGUCCGCAGCAGCCUCGCGGGUCGCCGGGGUUAGGUGGGGCAGUUUCCCGGGCGCAUCUGAGCGUCGUCUGGCAGCUAGCAACCUGUUUCCAGCGAGCGGGAUGGGACUGUGGCUUCUAGGCAUCCGAAGGAGGGCUACUUGUUUUUCUUUCCCUUGAGCGACCUCGGCUUGCUGCUGGAUAGAGCCGCCUCGAAAGGAUGUAAAUAGGCGGAGCAACUGUUACCGAGAAGGCAACCACCCCAAAGGCAGGGAGGAGCGCGGGGCUUCGUCCGGGCUUCUCCCAGUUGCAACAUUAAUCAUCAAGCAGGUGUUGGUUGCAAGUUUUCAAGGUCAGCCACCCGGAGCAGCGAGUCCCUCCCUGAACCUUGGGGAUACGUAGCGCCCGGGUUGGAUUUGACUGAGAAAUGCUCAGGACGCCAAACAAGGAAGGAUCGUAGAGGGGGAGUGUUGUGACCCCAAGACCCAUCCCCCAACACCCCCGUAAUCUCCCGUUCCCCGCUGCCGGGGCGGGGGUUAGUAUGUGACAUGUGCCUAACUCUCAGCGGCAACUUAGGCAGCAGGUGUCGGUCCUAAGCGGGAGGCGCUGCUGCUGGGUGCGCCCUCGCCCAGCCAUGAGGGCCGCGGGCGCACCUCUCGCCCGCACCUCGCGGCUGCUGCUUCUGCUGUUGCUCAAGGUCUCCGCUUCUCCUGCCCUCGGGUCCGCCCUUGCGCCCAGGGAGGAAAACUGUCUGGGAGAAAGCUGUUCUUCACCUACACUGAUCCAGCGUCGCAGCAGGGACGCUUGGGGACCAGGAGAUUCUGCAGGAGACCUUCUGCCAACUCGUGCGCCCAGGGAGGAGGAGCAGGAGGCAGUGGAGCGCUCGGCGCCCCCGUGGGACCUACCGGCGGGUCCCGGCGGUGACCCAGGUGUGGGCAGAGGGGCGCAGGCGUCGGCAGCUGAGCCCUCGGGACCUCCGGCUAGGCCACCUGGAGCCUGGAGGUGGAAAGGUGCCCGGGGUCAGGAGCCCCCUGAAACUUUGGGGAGAGGGAACCCCACGGCUCUCCAGUUCUUCCUUCACACCUCGGAGGAGAAGGAGAAGGGUCCCAGAGGCGCUGGCCUUUCUGGGCGUAGCCAGGAGCAGAGUGCGAGGAGGGAACCCGGAGCCAGCGACCUUUAUUAUUGGCCGAGGAGAGCCGGGAAACGCCAAGGUUCUCCCCACGACCCCCAACCCAAGACGGUCCAUGGACCGUCGGGGCACGAAGGGCGGACGAUUGCACCCCCUGGCAGGGCGCUGGCUCAGAAUGGGUCCUCCCUUGAAGGGGUUCAUGAACGCGGGGGUCCCCGGCGGGGGAACAGCACGUACCCACGCUUGCGGCUGAAGAACCCCUUCUACCCACUGACCCAGGAGUCGUACGGAGCCUAUGCGGUCAUGUGUUUGUCCGUGGUGAUCUUCGGGACCGGCAUCAUUGGCAACCUGGCGGUGAUGUGCAUCGUGUGCCACAACUACUACAUGCGGAGCAUCUCCAACUCCCUCUUGGCCAACCUGGCCUUCUGGGACUUUCUCAUCAUCUUCUUCUGCCUUCCGCUGGUCAUCUUUCAUGAACUGACCAAGAAGUGGCUGCUGGAGGACUUCUCCUGCAAGAUCGUGCCCUAUAUAGAGGUUGCUUCUCUGGGAGUCACUACCUUCACUUUAUGCGCUCUGUGUAUAGACCGCUUCCGGGCGGCCACCAACGUCCAGAUGUACUAUGAAAUGAUAGAAAACUGUUCUUCCACAACCGCCAAACUUGCUGUGAUAUGGGUGGGCGCUCUCCUGCUAGCCCUGCCGGAAGUGGUGCUCCGCCAGUUGAGUAAGGAGGACCUAGGCUUGAGCGGCCGAGCGCCUGCCGAGCGCUGCGUCAUCAAGAUCUCCCCCGACCUUCCCGACACCAUCUAUGUCUUAGCCCUCACCUACGACAGCGCUCGACUCUGGUGGUAUUUCGGCUGUUACUUCUGUUUGCCCACGCUUUUCACCAUCACCUGCUCUCUAGUGACUGCAAGGAAAAUCCGCAAAGCCGAGAAAGCCUGUACCCGGGGGAAUAAGCGACAGAUCCAGCUAGAAAGCCAGAUGAACUGUACAGUCGUGGCUUUGACCAUCUUAUACGGAUUUUGCAUUAUUCCUGAAAACAUUUGCAACAUCGUGACUGCUUACAUGGCCACAGGGGUUUCCCAGCAGACAAUGGACCUUCUUAACAUCAUCAGCCAGUUCCUUCUGUUCUUCAAGUCCUGUGUCACCCCCGUCCUCCUCUUCUGUCUCUGCAAACCCUUCAGUCGGGCCUUUAUGGACUGCUGCUGCUGCUGCUGUGACGAGUGCAUUCAGAAGUCGUCCACGGUGACCAGCGAUGACAACGACAACGAGUACACCACGGAACUGGAGCUGUCGCCCUUCAGCACCAUACGUCGGGAAAUGUCCACGUUUGCUUCUGUUGGAACUCACUGCUGAAGGAGUGAGCACAGCCUUGGGUUGGCUUCGCUUUCUUUCUUUUGUUUGUUUGAUUUUCAUACCCUGUGAAAGUUUUUACUCCUAUUUUUCCUUACUGGGAAAAAAUGCAGAAGAAAAAAAAAAAAGGAGAGAAAUAUUAACUACUGGUAGAACUGAUUUUGCAAAUUAAUAUUUGUGCUUUGAAAAAGAAGUUUAUAUUUAGUUAUUUAAGAAGUAUGGGAGGCCCAUAGUUUUAGAUCAUUUUAUCUGGUAUGGUGCUAAUAUUUUAUUUGAAAAAAAGUGACUGCACCUUAAUUAAUUGCUAACUUACUUUCGUUCUUUUAAAAAAUAUAAUCACUGUAUAUUGGUUAUAGCCAUGUGAUUUUGUAGGCUAUUUUCUGUUUGAGUUGUGAUUGAAAGUAUAUUGUAUGUGGUUUCGUGAGAUGAGUUGUAGUUAAGAAGCAUUCACCAAGUAGCACCAAAUAAAUGACACUUUAUUCUUUAA